UAAAAGUCAUGUGACUAAGGGUAUAUAAGAUGACAGCAGUAUGUGUACUGGCAUAAUUCAUUAUAAAGUAAUGGAUUUGGUGUAUAUAUAAUAUUGUUAAAUACAGAGAUACCAGUCACAUCACUGUGAUUCCCAAGUGGAAACAGUGACUCAUUCAUCUGUGAACAAAUAUUUCAGAGAGAAUAACCCAGAUCAUUUGAAUGGGCUGAAACUAUUUUUGCAUCUCAGCUGUGGGAAUUUCAGCUGUGUCGCUCUGGUUAGAGACAGAAAACCACCUCAUCCUGUCCAGACAACUGCAAAUAGACGUAUCAUUCCUCUUGUUAUAUGAAUAUACACAUAUAAUGGUAGACCAAAAAAAAGCAUUUCACAGACCGACAUAUAGUAGAAUAACAAUACAAUAAAUAUUAGUUGCUCUAGUUUGAGGUGGUUCUCACCUCUUCUUGAAAGUCAUGAGUCAUGACUGUCUUAUGUCAGACUAACGUCUGCAAAGCAGUACCUGUAGCCCAAGUGUUUUUUAGGGCCUGUAACAUGUUUGCUCUUGGGACAAUGGAGAGGGGGAGAUGGGAAACCUGUUACAUCAGUACAACAGAGAAAGGAGUGCAGGUGCCUUCACAGGGAGGGGCCUAGCUGAUGGCAGAUGACGUGACCUUGCCUUUGCUUUCUACCAUUCCACAUCCCCAUAGACUGUUCUUGAAGGGUUGAGUGAGCAUCAGAAUCAACAAUAUUCCAAGAGUACCUGGAGAACUAUUUGCCAUACAUUUUCAGCCUUAUCAUCAUUUGAGCCCAUUGAACUUGAACUUGAUUUAAUCAAUGACUGCAUACUAGAAAGAGGAAAGUUAGUAUACCAAGAGGUUUGGCAAAGCUGGAGUGUAUCAAGAGAAGUUGAAGAAAUAUUUGUGAUCGUCCAUUUGUUGCCCUUUCAUCAUUUGAGAUUAUUUCACCACCUGCAUACUUGGAAGAGGAGAAAAGCCCAUUGUGACAUCUCAGUACAUUUAAAAAAGGCGCCACCAGCAGACCAUUCAAGAUGGAUAAGUUCCGUAUGAUGUUCCAGUUCCUCCAAUCCAACCAGGAGUCCUUCAUGAAUGGCAUCUGUGGUAUCAUGGCCCUAGCUAGUGCCCAGCUCUACUCAGCCUUCGAGUUUAGCUGCCCUUGUAUCCCGGAGUACAACUACGCCUACGGGAUUGGACUGCUGGUUAUCCCACCUAUAUGGUUCUUCCUACUAGGUUUCGUGUUGAAUAACAAUGUUUCGAUGUUAGCUGAGGAGUGGAAAAGGCCGACGGGGAAGAGGGUGAAGGAUCCGACGAUCCUUCGUUACAUGUUCGUUUCGAUCACGCAGCGGUCCUUGAUCGCGCCCAUGGUGUGGAUAUCUGUGACUCUUAUGGACGGGAAGAGCUUCCUGUGUGCGUUCAGCGUCAACUUGGACAUUCAUCAGUUUGGGAAUUCGACCCUCAUUGAGGGAAUGACGGAAGUGGAGAUUGUUAAAUUGUUAGCGAAGAUUCCAUGCAAGAAUAUCUUCAAUCAGCCCGAGGUGAUAUCGAGAGAAGCGGCAUCGAGAUAUAUCAAGUGUAUAUCCCAGGCGUUUGGCUGGGUAUUCCUGCUGCUGAUGACCUUAGCAGCCUUCCUGAUACGAGCCAUCCGACCCUGCUUCACCCAAGCUGCCUUCCUCAAGACCAAAUACUGGUCUCACUACGUCGACAUCGAACGCAAGCUCUUCGACGAGACGUGCAAGGAGCACGCCAAGACCUUCGCCAAGGUCUGCAUCCAGCAGUACUUCGAGAGCAUCAGCGGCGACAUGCGCAGCUUCCACAAGCACCGGUCAAGCAAAGACGAUAGCGACGAUGAUGAUGAUGAUGACAAGAAGAAGAGCGACGAGGACAAGCUUCUCGGGAUCCACGACCAGGACGAUAUGAAUAAAGUUCUGUGGAAUUGGCACACGUGUAAGCCGCCUCUGGCACUGAGGAAGGAACAGCCGGAUGGAGAAUCCCAUGAAGGGCUCAUACCAAAUGGAGACGUCCAUGGAGUCAGCGGAGGACCAAAUGGAUAUGCUAACGGUCACGCUCCUGAUUUGCCUAAGAGGGAAUGGGCGGUAUACUACAGCAAAGUUUGAACAUUUCAAAAGAGGAAAAAGCACUAUUCACUGUGGCAUGGAUAUUUUUGAUUGACUAUUUAGACUGAUGAGACUGAUUGUCCUUUAAGAUUUAGACUGUGGUUUAAAGAUAGAAUUGAAGUCCUUUUUGUGGUGUGAUCAUUUAUAAUAAUUCAUAUUUUGAUGGAGGGCUUAGUUGGAAAUUAUUCCUGGCAUCCAACAUCAAACACUCCCAAAUUGGCACUUUUGUUGCUCCUUGGUUUCAGAGUGGUUAACUGUAUUUUUUGUUAGAGUACCCAAAGGGUGGAACCUUACUUGAGUUGUUGUACAUAAUGUGUCAGAUAUGUCAUGAGGAUGUACAGUCUGCUUCUUGUUAUUACUGCUAUGUGUAGACUUUUGAAAAUUCUUUAUCAAUUAAACCAAACAUCAAAUGUCUCCUUGUAGAAUCUCGAUGAAAUGUUUCCUUUAGCCUAACGCUACUGUGGAAGCCUAAAUUCAUCACUUUUUU
Molecule: messenger RNA, 2594 nt
Organism: Oncorhynchus tshawytscha (Chinook salmon)
Lineage: Eukaryota; Metazoa; Chordata; Actinopteri; Salmoniformes; Salmonidae
Product: calcium homeostasis modulator protein 1
Exons: 3
Coding region: 1025-2107 (360 amino acids)
Molecular function (GO): monoatomic cation channel activity
Source: RefSeq, a predicted model, not a curated record